GUAUUCAAUCCCUCCCACAUAGGGCGGUUAUGGUUUCUCCGGUAUAAUAAGGCUACAUGUCUUAGGAGCCGUUUCAGGCACAUUUCUUUGACGGGAAUACACUUAACAUAAAUACAAAAUCGCUAUAGUGUGUAAAAGUAUGCAUCCAGCCGCUGACUAACAGGUACACAGUGAGAUAAGUCUUUAUUUCAGUCAACAAAGGCCGCCCUGAUAGGGGGUGAAAUGAGUUCAGUGCUCGGCUGUAGAAGCGGCGGCGCAGGUUCGUGUCCGGUGUUUGUCGCUAGAUGGCGGAAGACGUCCAGUUUGUGGACGCGGAUCGGGGGAUUAACGGGGUCGUGUGUCGUGCUGCAGCCUGGCUUGUUUUGUGAUAUAACAUCCAAGUAUAAAACCAUGAAAUGGCAUUCAAAGGCAAAGCGGUCGACUCCAAGACCGUGCUCUUCCAUCUGCUGCUGUGUCUGCUCAUAUUUUACUCUCUUUUCUACAUGAUUGGGAGUGUGUGCUUCGGUGCCUUCAGGUUGGAUAACUUUGAUGGACUCAUUCCAUUCGACUUUAAGACUGAACCCACUGAAUCCAACUCCAAGUACUUGGUGAACCUCCUGUCUUUGGAGCUCACCUACUUUUGCAGUGGCCUUUUGUUUGCUGCAGUGGUACGCAGACGGGUCUGGGACUAUGCCCUCACUGUCACACUUCUUCAUGUAAUGAUCACCAGCCUAGUGAUGUUGGAGUUCCCCAUGGUGUGGCAGUGGUGGCUGGCCUUAGGUAGUGGCUUGUUUCUGAUGAUCUGCAACGGUCAGCUGAUCGCUUACUUCACCUGCCAGAGUGAGCAGAGCUACGCCUCCUUCAGCAUCUACUGACAGAGAAAAAAGCUGAUGUGUAUAAAUUUUCAUGAACAGUCCUGUGAAGAGAAGUGGAGAGGAUGAGAGCAGAUGCUCUCUUCCUGGAGACACCCAUUAGAUUCUCCACGGUGGUGGGCUUUUUUUUUUGUUUGUCACUAAAAAAAAGACUCCUCACCAUCAGACAUGCUGGGUCCAAUUUGUGUUUACGGGUUGCUGACAGACCAGUUGUUUUGAUGUAAAUGCCAAAGGGAGAUGAUGUCUGUAUUUUGCUUGUGAUGCACAAUGCCUCUGUAACUAUGCAGGACUUUAGGGCAACAUGUGAAGUAUUUUCAGUACCUUUGUAAGCUGUGAAUGUAAUAGCAGAAUGGGCAAGUUGCAAUACAUGUUUGUUGAAUGU
Molecule: messenger RNA, 1233 nt
Organism: Larimichthys crocea (large yellow croaker)
Lineage: Eukaryota; Metazoa; Chordata; Actinopteri; Sciaenidae
Product: transmembrane protein 244
Exons: 6
Coding region: 396-854 (152 amino acids)
Source: RefSeq, a predicted model, not a curated record